Arachis duranensis is the source of this 2046-nucleotide messenger RNA. RefSeq lists its product as uncharacterized. NCBI's taxonomy places the organism in Eukaryota, Viridiplantae, Streptophyta, Magnoliopsida, Fabales, Fabaceae. The record is from RefSeq and is a predicted model, not a curated record. The transcript has a single exon. Bases 1 to 2046 code for a protein of 681 amino acids.
AUGACCGAUCAGUCUGACACUCGACCAAAUUCUCGGUCUAAUACCGAUCUGGUGGCGGCUAACGCGGCUUUGCUAGCAGAAAAUCAACGCAUGGCCGAACUACUAGCUUCGCUCCAAAACGGAGGCGAAAAGAAGAAUGUCAACAAGGAGACAAACACAGAACAACACGAAGGGCACCAAUCCGAAUCCCACGAAAAGACAGGGGAAACCCCCCCAAAAACAGGGAGACGACGUGCUAACCCGUUUUCCGAAGAAAUUAUGAGUUUUAAGAUGCCUCAAAAUUUUACACUUCCCAUGACCCUGGCACCGUAUAAAGGGAUCGGAGAUCCUAAAGUACAUGUAACCAAAUUUGAAUCAAUGAUGUUCCUGAACAGCGACUCUGAUCCCAUACUGUGCCGGUCUUUUCCAACUUUUCUAGAUGGUGCCGCGCUGUUAUGGUUUUCUAACUUACCUGCAGGGUCCAUAACCAGUUUCGACGAUUUUUCUAAGAUGUUUAUUAAUCAGUUUGCAGCCUCAAAGAUCUAUGUAAGGGAUUCGGACUAUCUAAGUACGAUAAGGCAAGGGCCACAGGAAAGCCUGAAGGACUACAUGACGCGCUUCACUACAGCUGCCAUGGAAAUCCCUGACCUCAACCCAGAGGUACAACUCCACGCCCUGAAAAGCGGCCUCCGACCAAGAAAGUUCCAAGAAGCCAUAGCUGUCGCAAAGCCGAGAACACUAGAAGAAUUCCGAGACAAAGCCACCGGACAGAUCGAAAUUGAAGAGCUGCGCGAAACCCGGCGAAACGAAAGACAAACACCCCGAAAAGAGGACGACAAAUAUCAAAUGAGAGAUGCCAGAAGACCCUUCAAAUUGACCCCAAAAUUCGACUCAUACACAAGGUUUAACACAAGAAGGGAGGACAUUCUGAAAGAAAUACUGCAUAAUAAGCUCAUCAAACCACCGAGUAGAGCCGGUUCAUACCAAGACCAGAGGUUCGUUGACAAAACAAAGCACUGCGCCUUCCAUCAAAAAUUCGGACACACCACCGACGAGUGCGUCAUUGCCAAAGAUCUCCUCGAAAGGUUAGAAAGACAAGGACACCUGGACAAAUACAUCAACAAAACAAGACCAGCUUCAGAGAGCCACCUAGACAGACGCCCAGAGCGAAGACCAAACACACCGGACAAGCCAAAGGCACAACCUCUGCCGCCAAAAGGAGUUAUAAAUUGCAUCUCCGGAGGGUUCGCAAGCGGCGGACAUACCAACUCAGCACGCAAACGCCGCUUCCGAGAAAUGUUGACAAUGCAACAAACAAACAAAGCAACAUCAAACAAACCUCGAACACCGAGCAUAUGCUUCGCACAAUCCGACUAUCAAACAGGCUCAGACAAUUUGGACGACCCCGUAGUAAUCUCAGUCCAGGCCGGGGAUCUUCUUGUCAAGAAAGUCCUACUCGACCCCGGCAGCAGUGCAGACGUGCUAUUCUAUUCAACCUUCAACAAAAUGAAGCUUAGCGAACAAAUUAUGAUGCCAUCCUCAAGAGAACUGGUCGGAUUCUCGGGAGAGCGUGUGACUAUACUCGGCAGCGUAUGGCUACGAAUAACACUUGGGAAACCACCCAUGAGUAAAACCAAAGACAUACAAUUUUUGGUUGUCGACUGCAGCAGUCCAUACAACAUCAUAUUAGGCAGACCCUUUUUAAACUCCUUCGAAGCUAUUGUUUCAACCAUACAUCUUUGUGUUAAGUUUCAGGUACAGGGAGACCAAAUAGCUACCGUUCACGCCGACCACAUUGAAGCUCGGCAAUGUUACAAUGACAGCCUCAAGAUAAAAUCGGAAAAUAAUCGAAGCAACAAUUUCAACAAAGAAGCAUACAACAUGGCUCUCAAAUGUCGUAAUGGAACCAAACAACGAAUUAUCGACAUACUUCGGUCCAAUGCCGACCUAUUUGCUUGGUCGCCCACGGACAUGCCAGGAAUCGAUCCCGACCUCAUAUGCCAUAGACUACAGACCGAUCCAAGAGCUCGGCCAAUAGCACAAAAAAAAGAGAAACAUGGGCGAUGA